Messenger RNA from Rhinolophus ferrumequinum (greater horseshoe bat), 5338 nucleotides. It is a transcript of the gene CCDC180, whose product is annotated as coiled-coil domain containing 180. NCBI's taxonomy places the organism in Eukaryota, Metazoa, Chordata, Mammalia, Chiroptera, Rhinolophidae. The coding region runs from base 420 to 5267 and encodes 1615 amino acids. The record is from RefSeq and is a predicted model, not a curated record. The transcript is spliced from 37 exons.
CCGUGUUCAGUACCAGGUUUGGGGUUCAAGGCGGGUCUGAAAUCCCAGUUGGCACCUUGGGCGCUCUGACUUUUCCCAGAAGAGCUUGGGGGAAUGAAGCACAAAACAAUAGCCAUUUAUUAUUCUUUGCUUCAGAGUCCCUCUCACAUUUGCGUCCUGCACAACUGGGACAGCCAGGCUUCUCCACUAGUUAAGUUCUUGUCUGAGGUUUGUUUCCUUUUGGCUUCUUCGCCCCUACCUUGUUUUUAUUUAAAAUAAAAACCCGGAGGCUGGAGAGGGGCUAGAGGCUUUCUCCCAGAGCAGAGGGGCCGUGGCCCCAGUGGGUCCCACCACUGCCAGGCUGCCUGCAGGACUUGCUCUUGGGAGGGGUCGGAGGAGUUGAUCUCUCAACCUCCAGGUCUUAGUAUCAAACUCCAGACAUGAUUUCUGGACAGCUGCUUCCCCGCAGGGGUGUCCAGCCAGCGGCCAAGAUGUCCUCAGUGGGGAACGUGACCAAGGUUCGCAGCGGGAAAGUCUACCAGCAGAUCUUUGAGGCUGAGGUGCAGCUGGUCCACUCCUUGGGGGCCUCCAGGAAGUCCGCCGCAGAGCGUUCCAUGACCCUGAAGAAUGGCAGCAAGCCCUUAAUGAAGAAGGUGGAUAUUCCUGAGGGGGAGAUGAUGACUUCUCGGCAGCGGAAGUGGGUGCACAGCCUACCCAAUGACUGGAGCACAGAAAACCCUGUUCUCCACAGGGAAAAGGAAACAACUAAGAAGGAAAAAGCUCAAGAGAGUGAAAGCACCAUUGCUGCCCGAGAAGUACGGGGCCUGAUGGACACAAUCGUUCCUGAGAAGAUCAGCACCUGCACCCUUCAAGGAGACUACAAGAGGAAGGCCUAUGAGAAUACCCUGAGGAGCUUCAAGGAGGAGAUCGCCCAGAUUGGGAGGGGGAUGGAACCUCUCAUCUUGGAGACAGGAGCACUUCUUUUGAAAAAGCUGGCUGAGUUUGAGGAAAACAUCAACCAUCUCUUCAAAAAGGUGGAAAACGACCACAACCUUGAAGACUACACCAUCCAAACCCUGUUGGAGCUAUGGGAUCAGGUGGCUGAGCAGUUCCUGCUCCAGAAGCAGAGGAUUAAGGAGUUGGAUGACACACUGUACUCACUGGAGUUCUCCCGGACAGAUAAACUAAAAAGCGUAAUGAAGAAAUAUAUGGAAAUCAUAGAGAAAACUUCCUACCUCAUGCGGACCGAUGUGUACAGUCUGAUGAGUGAAGAAGCCAUGGUCAUAAACCAUGCUCUCCUGGGCAACCGGAGGGCCAUCACGCAGCUGUUUGUCAACCUGAUGGAGGCCACGCUGAAACAGGAGCUUGAGAGCCACCACCGCUGGCAGGACCUGGUCGAUGCUUGGAAGACGCUCAAGAAGGAGGCCCUGGUGCGCAGUUUCAGUGAGUUCAUGGCCACUGAGAGGAUCCAGGCUCCUCCAGCCGUGAAGGAGAAGCUGGAGAGCAUGCUGAAGAACCAGAAGGCCCUGCAGCAGAAGCGGCUGCAGCAUCUUCGCAGCAUCUGUGACUUUCUGCCCCCCAUUUACAGCAAAACUCAGCUGGCUGAAUGGUAUUCUUCUCUCAAUUCCCUGAAUACGGAUGUUGACGCCUACCACAUGGACUGCCUGAUGCAGAUUCGCCUGCAGUACGAGACGACCUGGCAGGAGUGCCUGGCCCACGUGCAGAAGUGCAAGAAGCAGCUGCUGGACUGGAAAGCCUUCACCGAGGAGGAGGCAGAGAGCCUGGUGAGCCCGUCCUUCUUCCAGAUGGUGGGAGAGCUCCAGAGCAAGAUGGAGGAGGAGCUAGAGUUCUUGGAUAAAUCUUUCGAGGCUCUGGCGAAGCAGUCAAAAUGGCAGAGCCUGGACCUCUUCAACUACUUCCAGGAGGCCGUGAGGCUGUGGGAAGCACAUCAGAGCACGCUGUCUGUGCAGGAGCCGGAGCUUGAGACGCGGAUAGAGCAGCAGCGCCAGAAGCACAGCCUGGAGAACCAGGCCCAAGAGGCCCAUCUCGAUGAACUCUUGGACCAACUGAGGCAGCAAAGCAGUGAGAGAACACUGACAUCUCACCUGGAAAAGGCCAAAGAUUUUCUGAAGAAUAUGAAACACAGGUAUGAAUGUUUUCAUGUCCUCCUGACAAAAGAAGUGAUGGAGUACCCAGUGAUCAUACUGAAAGAACUCAACUCCUACAGCCUCAAUCUCAGCCGGCACUUCUAUGUUCGUGAAAUCUUUGAACAGAGCUUGGAUGGGGAAGUCAUUUUCAAGCUCAGGAAACCAGAAGCACACGAAAAGGAGAGAAUGAGAAAACUGAGGAGAAAGCAAAGGGAUGGAGUGGAAAAGAGCAAAAGUGAGGAAAGCAUAAGUAGAGAGACAAGUUCCCUGAGGUCAGCAGAAGAGAUGGAAGAAGAAAAAUAUGAAGGCAAUGCGUUCUCCAUAACUGAAGAUGUGGGAGUGAGCCAGCAGGAAAAAUCUGUGCUGAGUGACGAGAUAGAUGAGUUGAAAGAGGAUUCCAUUCAGGGAUUAGAAGAAAUGCAAGUUGAAGGAGACAGCUCCUUAAAGCCAUCUCAGAACCAGGCAGAUGUGAUGGUUCAGGAAGAGCAGGAAGAGGAGACAGAGGAGGAAGAAGAGGAGGAAGAGAAUACAGAGGAGGAGGAGAAGGAAGAACACGAGAGUUUAUCUAUGGUUGAGUCCGAAGCCCAGGAAGAGAGUCUGGGGCCUGUCUCCCAUGAGGACAUGGAGUCCUUCACAACCGCCAGUGGGAACACUUAUUUUGUCUUCCUACCCCUGGAACAAGAAGAGGAAGAGUGCAAGAGGUCCCAUUCCAACCUUUCUACCCUUCUCACUGAUGAUGCUUCCAGUGCCAAGUUUCUAGAACAAGUGAUAAUUCCCUCCACACUAGUUUUAGAAAUUAAGAAACAACUUCGAUCUGGCUUUUUUGAGCACUUAGAGAAGUGGUUUGACCAGUGUGCCCUCAAUGCCCGGGUCACUUUGGCCACUAAGAUUGAUGAGCUGGAUUCAGAACUGGAGCUGCGUCUGCACCUGCACCAGCCAAGAGCCCAGCGCAUUGAAAAGGACAUCCACAACUUCAGGGCAGCUGAGCUCUUGCUUCAUCAAGAGCGGCUGGACAGCCAUUGUGCCGGGGUGACAGAGGCUCUGAAGAAGGAGAGGCUGCUGUUCUAUCAGUUCCAAGAGGAGCAAAACACCAGGAGUAAAAACUUCCGCCGCAAGAUUUACGACAUGGAGCAUACCUUCGUGAAUGCCACCAGGAGCCAGAAGCUGGUCACUCUCUGUAACACACUGCACCAGGAGCUGCUUAGCUACGUCGAUGUCAUCCAGUUGUCCCUGCGCAGCUUCCGCCAGUACUUGGAGGAGAACCUGGGCAAGCUUCGCUACACCAACGUUGAGUUUCUCAAGCACUGCAGAUUAUUUUCAGAGGGAGGCAACUUUUCUUUGGAAGAAAUUGACUCACUGUGUCAUCGAUUGGAGAAGGAAGCUACCCGGAUAGAGUUUGUUGAAAACUUAAUCAUGAUCAACAUGGAGAAGAUGGAGAGCGAGUACCUGGACCAGGCCAAUGAUGUCAUCAACAAGUUUGAAAGUAAAUUCCAUAACUUGUCUGUGGACCUUAUUUUCAUAGAGAAAAUCCAACGGGUGCUGACAAAUCUACAAGUGAACAUCAAGUGUGAGGUGGCAAAAUCCAAUUCGCAAACAGAUGAAUUAAAUUCUUCUCUGGAACAGCUUAAAAGCAAGGUAGAAAUGUGUCGAAACUCAAGGGGGGAUAGAAAGACAGUGACAGCAGAAGACCUCCUUGGCUUCGUCCGAACUUGGAAAGAAAAACUGAGCCAGAGGAUUCAGUACCUCAACUGCAGGCUGGACAGGGACAGCAUCUUGACUGAGCUGGGGGUGGAGAGUGACAUCCUGGUGUCUUCAGAAGCCCUUGAAGAGGAAGCCAAGGUGGAUAUGGUCACCCCUGAGUCCUUCGCCCAGCCCAGUCGCAUGGGGAAGCCCAUGAUUGAAGACCCGGCGGUAGGAGUGGUCAAGAAGAUCCUGCAACUUCAGGACUCAAAAUGCUCCGUGCCCCCAUGUUACAAAGGUCAAUGUCAGACAGGCUUGAAGCGACACCGGAACCGGGGAGAACACUCCAGGAAAGCCUUGUCCAGUAACAGUGCCAUCUCAGCAGGGAGUACCUCACGAUACACCAAGCCCAACCGAAUGGACAGAAAGUACCAGGUGCUUGGGGACAGGCCACCUCCUCAGGCUGAGGACUUUAAAGGGAUCAUCCUGACCCUCCUCUGGGAGAAAAAUGAGCAUCUGCUGAAUGUCGUGGAGGAGUUUUACCGCAAAGAGAAGCGUUCAAUCACCAGGCCCGACUGCAUGUACGACACCUUCGACCAGUGCGCGGAGAACAUCGGCAAGAAGAUUCUGGAGUACCAGAGCCAGACCAACAAGUACCACAACUCCUGCCUCAUAGAAUUACGAGCCCAGAUGAGGAGAUUUGAGGAGCUGCUGCCCCAGGUAUGUUGGCUGGUGAUGGAGAAUUUCAAGGAGAACCACUGGAAAAGAUUUUGCACCUCCAUCAGAGAGAUCCAGGAACAGUUCUGGGAUUAUCAGAAGCAACUGGAGAAAAGGAAGGAUGAAAAUGCCCAGAGUCUCCAUCCAAAUCUUGGACACCCUGCAUGUUUCCAAGAAAUGGAGUCUCUAUGUCGAAUGGAAGAGAAAAGACAGGAAGAUGUGGACACCAUGAUUAGGGAAACCAGGGAGAAGCUGGAGGAAUCUACUAGGAAGUGUGGCUGCCUUUUCAUCACCAGCUUGGCCACCUUCGCUGAGAAGUUCCUGCUGCAAUUAGAUGAGGUGGUCACCAUUGACGAUGUCCAGGUUGCAAGGAUAGAGCCCCCCAGACAGAAAACAUCAAUCCUCAUCCGGAGGAAACUCACCGGACUCUCCCUGGAGGAAGAGAGUGAGAAGCCCCUGAUUGAACGGGGGAGCAGGAAGUGGCCCGGAAUCAAACCCACCGCAGUCACCAUCCAAAACAAGAUUCUCCUCCGGAAAACUUCAUCGAUCACCACCACCAAAACCACCUUGGGCCACCUGGCAGCCGUGGAAGCCCGAGAUGCUGUCUACCUGAAAUAUUUAGCAUCAUUUGAAGAGGAGUUGAAGAAGAUCCAGGAUGACAACACAUUGCAGGUGAAGGCGGCUCAGCGCUGGAAGGACAGCUGGAAGCGCUCCAUACACACUAUCCAGGGCCUGUACUUGUGACACCUCAACGCACUCCAAAUAAAGGCUCAUUUUGUAUGGAUGCCUCCCUUAUCCAUCCGUCUGUCCUUCCA